UAUUGGUACGCGUUGGGUCUACUCUCCCUUGAGCAAAUAGCAGUUACUUAUAUCAAGAGUUACAUGGCUGCAAGUUUCACUGGCAGCUGACUCGGAGUUUUGUGGAGCUGUCGGGAAAACAUGAGGGCCGUCAGCUGUCAUGCGUCGCAAUAAAUUACAAUUAAUCCUCGGAUUUUGAUCAUGCAUGCAUAUAUUGCAUAUGAUAAUCAAAUUUCACCUUAUCGGAUGGCUACUACGGCAUCAUGCAUGUGGAUCCCAAGCAAGGUUCAUCAUUAAAAGCUCAUUCAUUCUACACCCUGACGUGCUCGCCUUCUACAUCUAAAUGUCCAGCACAACUGAUGAUGACGACUACCGCCUCGAGGUCCUUGGGUACAAGCCUUCCUUCCGGCGCGAGUUUUCAAAUCUUGCCACCAUCAGCUUUGCAUUCAGUAUCAUGGGUUUGUGUUCAAGUAUCGCCACCACUCUCAACACCCCACUGUUACUUGGAGGCCCUACUUCCGUUACUUGGUGCUGGUUACUUGGAUCAUGUAUGUGCUUCACCCUUGGGUCCAGCAUCGCCGAGAUAGUCUCUGCAUUUCCUACAUGCGGGGGCAUGUAUACGGCCUCAGCUCAACUCUGUCCAAAGUCCCAUCGCGCAAUCGUAGGCUGGAUCGUUGGUUGGUUGAACAUCCUUGGUCAGGUCGCAGGAUUAUCAUCAACAGAGUUCGGUCUCGCAAACAUGAUAUGGGGUGCAGUCUCACUGUCUCAUCCCACAUUUCAGCUCACACAAGGGAAGACCGUUGGUUUGUUUGCUGGCCUUCUUAUGGUCCAUGGACUCUUGAACUCCGUGGCGACACGCUACCUGGCCUUCGCUACCAGAGGCUUCGUCUUCGUGAACCUCGGUACAACUGUCGUUAUCAUCAUUGUUUUGCUAGCGACCACACCUCGUUCAGAGAUGCAUUCAGCCACCUACGUCUUCGGAACUCAAGGAAUUAUAAAUCAAACGGGGGGUUGGAAUAAUGGCAUCGCUUUUUUACUUGGUUUAUUGAGCGUACAAUGGACGAUGACGGAUUACGAUGCGACUGCUCAUAUUUCCGAAGAAGUUCGUCGUGCUGCGUACGCAGCGCCCGCUGCGAUAUUCAUUGCUGUCAUUGGGACCGGGAUAUUGGGAUGGCUAUUGAAUAUCGUCCUCAUGCUGUGUUCAGGUCCAAUAGAAAAUCUGCCAGGAAUAUCUGGAUCUGCAUUCUUGCAGAUCAUGGCUUUGCGCAUGGGCACACCUGUAGCCCUCUUCCUUUGGAGCUUUGUAUGCCUCACAGCAUUCUUCGUUUCACAAACGGCACUGCAGGCAUGUUCUCGUACUGUCUACGCUUUCAGUCGUGAUCAUGGUCUCCCCGACAAAGGAUUUUUCGGUCAUAUAGCGAAUUCUACCAGAACACCCCUGCGCGCUAUCUGGCUUACUACCGUCUUGGCCAUCAUUCCAGGUUUCCUCGAUCUAGCCUCCCCAGUUGCCGCGAAUGCCAUCUUUGCGCUUACUGCUAUUGCGCUCGAUUUGAGUUACAUUAUUCCGAUAUUCUUGCGUCGCCUCUACGCAAAUCACCCGGAUGUGAAUUUCCGCCCAGGACCGUUUUACAUGGGACCAGGUCUCCUCGGUUUAGCAGCAAAUGUCGCUUGCAUAAGCUGGACGCUUUUUGUCUGCGUCAUUUUCUCGCUGCCCACGGUAUUCCCUGUCACGAAGAUUAACAUGAAUUAUGCGUCCGUGAUCGCUGUCGGGGUUGUUUUUCUUAGUGGGGUGUGGUAUGUUCUCGGCGCGCAUCGACAUUAUCAUGGACCUACAUCCAACCUUGAUGCAGAAACCAAAGCUCGGCUCGGUUUGGAAGAAGUUCGACCCGACUCGUCAUCUACCAGUGAGAAAGAGAAAGAUGGUGUAUUGGUGUCUUUGAAUUCCGCGUAGUGUCGCCCUCUCAACGCUUACGAUUUGGGUACUUCUUUCUGCGCCUCUUUGUCUCCACGAACAUUAGAUAUGACAUGAUAUUGACGAGUGCUUGCAUUUCGAUUUGUUACUUCUCCUACGAGUCCUACCCUUUACAUUUGAAUAUGGAUUAAAAUAUGUGGCACCAUUAUGGCAUUAAGCCGUGCGGUUUAUGCGGACCGGUUUCUAACCAGGCGUCCCAGGCUAGUACUAUUGGUUACCACUUGCUCGUGCACACCACAUUUCGUGCAUCCCUCAAAAACAACACUUUUCCUACUACAAAAUGUUCAAACUACUACAUCUAUUUUAAAU
This is a messenger RNA of Suillus subalutaceus, 2260 nucleotides long. Its product is annotated as APC amino acid permease. The transcript is spliced from 15 exons. Gene Ontology annotation, cellular component: membrane. Gene Ontology annotation, molecular function: transmembrane transporter activity. The coding region runs from base 323 to 1930 and encodes 535 amino acids. Lineage: Eukaryota; Fungi; Basidiomycota; Agaricomycetes; Boletales; Suillaceae. Gene Ontology annotation, biological process: transmembrane transport. The record is from RefSeq and is a predicted model, not a curated record.